This is a messenger RNA of Solea solea (common sole), 4981 nucleotides long. RefSeq names its product importin-13-like. The record is from RefSeq and is a predicted model, not a curated record. Gene Ontology annotation, biological process: protein import into nucleus. The coding region runs from base 1861 to 4938 and encodes 1025 amino acids. Gene Ontology annotation, cellular component: nuclear membrane; cytoplasm. Gene Ontology annotation, molecular function: small GTPase binding. Lineage: Eukaryota; Metazoa; Chordata; Actinopteri; Pleuronectiformes; Soleidae. The transcript has 21 exons.
GGCAGCUGGAGGAAAGACAGGGGGCAAAGCACUGCUCUGACCUGUAAAAGAAAAAUAAUAAUUGUCUAUAAGAUUGUGUUUGAAACAAAACUAACCUUGAACAUUUGCAUGACAGGAUUGGGAAUCAGAUGCUCUUUUCCGUCUAUCAGCAAAUUGAUGAUUGAGGCUCUCUGCUGUCCAGAUUUAUUUAUUUUUUUCCAAUUUUAUGAGAUUAACUGAUUAUCAGCUGAUUAAUUUAUCAACAGUGGCACUGCAGUCUUCUGCAACCAUGUUAGAGAUUGUAAACAAAGUGUCACCCUAAGUGAACCAUCCUCGGUUUAUUUGUGCACAGUUCAGAAACCUCCGAGAACCAUAUAAAUAAUCAUAUAAUAUAAUUCUAAUAAUAGCAUAGAACCCUCCCCUUAGCCUUUUACAAUGUUUUAAUUUAAUUGUUACAUUUAACGGGAGAAUAAAUAAAUAACUACAAAUGAAUAGAAUUUUGGUACAGUGAUACAUAGAUAACAGUAGAAAGCAGGUACAUGUGUAUUUAUAUAGAUAGAUAGGGAUCAAUUAAUAGAGACUGCUUAAUCUCAUCAGGAAGAAAAAGUCACCCUGUCAUUUCUGCUGAAUACCUGAGAGGAACAGAUGAACACAUUAUUAUUGUUAAUGUUAGAUGAGAUUCAUUAUGUAUGGUUAAAUGACUUGGGAUCGACAUUCACAUUGAGUGUAUUCAUUAUUAAGAUCAUGAACUAUACUAUGGUACACCUCGCCUGUGCUGGGGUUAAGACAGGCGGAGUGAUAUGAUGAAAGGUGAUAAGGUGAUAUGUCACUGAUUGUGUUGGAUUGUUGAGUUAUAUCCUACAUGUUAUGUUGAAAGGGACAUUUAAGUACUUUCACAUUAAACUACAGCCCUCAAGAAAUCACGGCAUUGGUUAUUAUUGUUAUUAUAAUUAUUAUGUAUUUAUUAUUAUUUCUAUAAGAUGAGUAAACAGUGUAGAGCUCUCAUUUCUGAUUUAAUAACAAACCCAGCUCAUGUUAGCAGGAUGUACACACACACACACACACACACACACAGACCGUGGAUGACACCUUACCUUUGGUCUGAGAUGAGCCUUGAAGGAGCACCAGCAUGAGAAAUACCAAACGAAUUUCUAAUUUCAUCUCAUCCGCUGCAGAUCCCAGUGAAAGUGAGCUCUCAGCCAGUCUUCACUGCAGCUCAGCCUUUUCAGCUCUGAGGUUGUUUCCGUUACGUGAUUUGACAGGGAACAUCAUCACCGGCGCUAAAAAUAUCCUGAGGGAGUCGGGCAGAAGAGGAGGAGAAGCAGGGGUGGGGCCGCGUGUGUGUGUGUGUGUGUGUGUGUGUGUGGUGGGAGCAGCACAGACGGCACCAACAGCACCAACUGUGAGGUGAGAGAAGUGUCACUGAGCCCACUGCGUAUUCACGCGUCACCUCCCAGCUCUCUGCUCUUCCUCCCUCACACACGCUCUUCCUCUGCAUCCAUCCCUCUGACAUGAUGCAUCAGUUUGCAGGCGCUACUGCUCCGCCGCCCCAAUCAGGUGCCAGUGCGUCAGAGGCGCAGUUGUGUGCGUCAGGACAUGAGCGCCUGUUGUAGAGCGACUGUGUGGAGCUGAGGACAAGUUUCCACUGUGAUCCUUGUUAUUGCAUGUUUUUAUUAUUAUUAUCAUUAUUAUUAUUAUUUCUGGCGCGUGGAUCUGUGUCGAGGCAGUGGUAGAUGGAGACAUGUCAGUGUUUGCAGAUAAAAAAAAAAAAAAAAAAAAAAAAAAAAAAUCAGUGUGAGUGUGAACUUUUCUGCGCCCACAGAGGUCAGUGUGUCGUCACGCCCGAGCGCACUGCCCUCAUGUGUAACUGUAGACAGCUGAAUGACCCGCUGCGUCCUCUGUCAGCGCCGGGCUCUCUUGGACACGCUUGAAAGAAGGACAGCGAAUGCUCGACGCUCCGAUUAUUUUAUUCUCACCGAUCAGGUUUUAAUUUCCAAAAAGGCAAAUCCAGAGGCAGCAGGAGAAACCUCCAUGGAGCCUCCUCUUCCUCCUCCUCCUCCUCCUCCUCCUUCAGCCAGUCCUCCAGGAGAGUUGGAGUUAACGGUGGAGAAUGUGGAAUCGGCACUUUACCAGCUUUACUUCGAUCCAGACAUGGAACGCAAGAACUUGGCCCAGAAGUGGCUAACCCAAGCCCAAGGCUCUGCACAGGCAUGGCAGUUCUGCUGGGCCCUGCUCAGUCCAGACAAGCUUCCAGAGGUGCAGUUUUUUGGUGCCAGUACCCUUCACACCAAGAUCUCCCGUCACUGGAGCGACCUCCCCACAGACCAGCAUGAGAGCCUCAGGACUCAGCUCCUUUCCCACAUCUUGCACUUCUCCUCGGGGCCCAAAAUGGUGCUGACUCGCCUGUGUGUAUCGCUGGCUUCCAUGGCUCUUAAUUUAAUCCCCCAGGCUUGGUCCCGGCCAGUGGCAGACAUGGUGAGGGCAUUCCAACCGCAGAAACCUGCGUCUGAAGGUGGCUCUGAUGCGGACCCCUCUCCUGACCCGCAUACACACUGCCUGGCGCUGCUGGAGCUCCUCAGCGUUCUUCCAGAGGAGUUCCAGAGCAGCCGCCUGGCUCAGGCUCGCCGCUCACAGCUGAGAGAGGCCCUGACUGCCGAGUGGACGGUGGUGUGUCCAAUGCUGCGUCAGCUCCUUCAAAGCCAGGACUCAUCGGACCAGGUGAAGGAUAAGGUUCUGCGCUGCCUGUCGAGCUGGGUGGGCCUGGACGUGCCUUUGGGAGAGAGUCAUGAACUAGUCCAGGACUGUUUCAUGGCACUGUCCAAUCCAGAGCUGUUUGACACAGCUGUGGAGACAAUAGUGAAUGCCAUCUCACAGCCUGACUGCCAAAGGUAUGUGGAUGCUCUGGUGAACCUGAUGCCUCUGGUGCUGGGUCUUCACGAGCAGCUGAAGACAGCGGUGCAGGGCGGGGACAUGGAAACCUCACACGGUAUCUGUCGCAUCGCUGUUGCUAUGGGAGAAACACACUCCAGGGUUUUGUUGGAACAGGUGGAUCAUUGGCAGGAGUAUUUGGCUUUGGUCAACAUGAUCCUGUACUGUACUGGCAUUCCUGGUCAUUACCCAGUCAGUGAGACCACCAGCUCGCUCACACUUACCUUCUGGUACACUCUGCAGGAUGACAUCCUGUCUUUUGACGAGGAGAAACAGGCAGUUUACCUGCAGAUUUACAGGCCGAUUUACUUCCAACUGGUGGACGUGCUGCUGCAUAAAUCCCACUAUCCAUCGCAGGAGGAGUUCACUUCCUGGUCCUCUGACGACAAGGAGCAGUUCAGAAUUUACAGGGUGGACAUCUCGGACACUCUGAUGUACGUGUAUGAAAUGUUGGGGGCGGAGCUGCUCAGCAACCUCUACGACAGAUUGGGCAGACACCUCAUGGACCCCCAACAGUCGACAGUAUGGCAGGACACAGAGGCCUUGUUAUUUGGCUUCCAGUCCAUAGCUGAGACCAUAGACGUGAACUACUCUGACGUUAUCCCCGGUCUCAUUGGUCUUAUUCCCACAAUCAACAUCAGCAACGUUAUGCUGGCCGACACUGUCAUGUACACCAUAGGGUCCCUGGCCGAGUGGCUGGCCGAUCACCCAGUCAUGCUGGGUGGCAUAUUACCCAUGGUGCUCCAGGGUCUUUUGAAGGCGGAGCUGUCCGUGUCUUGUGUGUCGACACUUAAGCGGAUCUGCAGGGAAUGUAAACACGACCUCGGCCCCUUUGCUCAGGACAUCCUGUCUGUGUCACAGGAUGUCCUGGUUAAAGAAAUCCAUAAGAGCAGCCAGUGCAUGUGGCUGAUGCAGGCUCUGGGUUUCCUGCUGUCUGCUUUACCUCUAGACGAGAUCCUGGGACGACUUCACUCUCUCAUCACUCCUCACAUCCAGCAGCUGGAGACACUGGCCCAACAUGAGCCUAAUCCUACUAAUAAACAGCCUAUUGUCCACAUCCUGGGGAUGUUAUCGAGUCUUUUUACCAGUCUGGACAUCAACAGGCAAACAGAAGACUUUGACGGAGCAGCUGCUCCCAGAUUCACACCCUCACAGUCCAUGGAAAACCCAGUUGUGGUCGUGCUGCAACAGCUGUUCACUCUGAUCCAGACCAUCCUCAGCAAGUGGCUCGAUGACUCUGAAGUCGUAGAGGCAGUGUGUGGGGUCUUUGAUAAAUCAGUUCGAACCCUCCUCCAUGAUUUUGGGCCCAUGGUGGCUCAGCUGAGUGAGAUGCUGGGCCAGAUCUAUAGCGCCUUCCCACAAGCCUCUGCUCUGGACCUGACACGACAGAUGGUUCACAUAUUUGCCGGCGACGAGCAUCACAUCUUUUACAUCCAAAGCCUCAGUGAAGUGUUGACUUCAGCGACGCUUACUAUAUUUCAACAAGGUCCACGGGAUCAUCCUGAUAUCGCUGAGUCAUUUAUGCACCUUCAUGCUCAGAUUCUUAAAAGGAAGCCCGAUUUGUACCUGUCUAACCAGCUGGAUAAAAAAGCACUGUUUUACUGUGGAAUUCUGUCACUCAAGUUUCCAGAGACGCCCACAGUCAAAGCUGCCAGUCUGUUCUUUACAGAGCUGCUGCCCCGCUGUAAGGACAUGCCUGCGCUCGGUGAAGUGCUUCAGAGGGAUGGAAAGCUCCUGACAGAGACCAUCCUCCAGGCGGUUGGCGGCAGCUCUCCUCGCAGUCUCACGGAGCAUUUCUCUGAGGUGCUGCUGAGUCUUAACCGACACUGUCCGGCUUUAUUGUCUCAGUGGUUAAAAGAAACACUACAGACGCCAGGAUUCCCUUCUGCUCAGGUCUCUGCGGAACAAAAGCACACCUUCACUCAGCAGCUUCUAAGGGAGCAAAACAACAAGCGUCACGUGAAGGAGGUUGUAAAGGAGUUUUCUCUGCUCUGUCGAGGCCUGCAGGGCUCUGGAUACUCAGAUUACUAAUCUGAGCCUGCCAGUGUUAAAUCUGACAUUUUCCUUCCUCAGG